Messenger RNA from Lutra lutra (Eurasian river otter), 773 nucleotides. RefSeq names its product testis expressed 37 (gene SPMIP9). The coding region runs from base 116 to 664 and encodes 182 amino acids. Gene Ontology annotation, cellular component: cytoplasm. The transcript has 4 exons. The record is from RefSeq and is a predicted model, not a curated record. NCBI's taxonomy places the organism in Eukaryota, Metazoa, Chordata, Mammalia, Carnivora, Mustelidae.
CCAGGACAGGUGUGGCAAUGGGACACAGCAGUGGCUUCUUCAUGCAGUGGCGGCACCUGGAGUGGGAAGGGCAGGACCAUCGUCAUCCUCUUGGUAGCAGGAGGGGUUGUCUGCUAUGGCAGGUGUGGUGUACCCCAGACAGGCCCCUUUGGAUUUAGACAUAUACAAGAGCUCCUACAUGGUUGACUACCAACCCUACGGGAAGCACAAGUACUCCAGAGUCACACCACAAGAGCAAGCGAAGCUGGAUGCCCAACUCCGGGAGAAAGAAUUUUAUAGGGCCAUCCCCAGCUCUAAACCCAAGCUAGAGGAUGGAUACCCCGCCUUCAGAAGACUCCACAUGACUGCCAAAGACCUGGGACAGCCCGGCUUCUUCCCCCGGCAGGACCAGGACCACGUGGCCACAGCGGAGGACGAGUGCAGGUUCACCAGUAUCUGCCAUUCCAUGUACCCCGUUUCCCAUGCCCUGUAUCUGGCCCGGGGUACCCCUAACCGGGUCCGCCAAAGUGCCGGCUUUCCGUGCCUCCUGGAGCCGGAGCUCCAGCCUGCGCCGGAGGAGGGCAAGGGCUACUUUCUACUGCCUGGCUGCCUAUGUCCGUAUCACCAUAAAGUCAAGUUCCCCGUCUUGAACCGAUGGGGGCCCUUGAUGCCAUUUUACCAGUAGGAAGGGUGAGAUCGCCCUCAGGGGCCCUAGGGACAGCCUCCCUCUCACAAAGGCAAUCCUUGCACGGCACUUGGAGACUAGACAGGAGGGCUGAAAAUAAAACCCUGGA